Messenger RNA from Hibiscus syriacus, 709 nucleotides. RefSeq lists its product as uncharacterized. Bases 62 to 553 code for a protein of 163 amino acids. Lineage: Eukaryota; Viridiplantae; Streptophyta; Magnoliopsida; Malvales; Malvaceae. The record is from RefSeq and is a predicted model, not a curated record. The transcript has 2 exons. Gene Ontology annotation, cellular component: endoplasmic reticulum.
GAAAUCACUUGUAAGCUUUGCAGAAAAAAGAAAAAGAGUGGAUCACCAUAGCUGAAAAAGCAUGGGAAAUUUAGGCCAGGUGGUGAACGCCCUUCUAUUGCUAGCAUUCUUCAGCAUCUUGGUGAUAGUUCCACUGGACAUCCCGGAAUCCAUCCUCCCUUACCACCUCAAUCCUCUCUAUCGAUUUUACACUACGAUCAGCCGAGAUUAUUUGGUGCUCGACAAGCCCCCUUUCUUCAUGGCACUCAUGAUGCUGGAGCUCUUUUACUUGUUUCCACUCGCUGUGCUCAACAUUUACGGGAUGCUCACCGCCAAGCCCUGGUUCAACUCCACCUGCCUCCUCUUCGGUGCCUCUCUUAUCACCUCCACGACAGCUAUGCUAGGGGACAUUCUCGGAUCCGACAAGCCGUCGGCGGAUUUCAUGGCAAAGUUGUAUUCGCCAUUUAUCGCGUUAGGGGCUCUCACUGUAUUGCGGGGGCUUGUUCCGCAACGCGGCACGGCUACUCCGAUCAUCGGUAACGGACCUGGGUCGGAUUUGAAAAAGAAGGCUUGAAGUUGAAGUUUGGAUCAAAGAGUUACAAGGAACAUAUUCUUCAUUAAGCUACCAUGUAAAAAACAAUAAUAUGUCAGCAAUAUCGUAUUAUUUGUAUUAGUCUCCUCUUUGUCAUGUCUUGAAAGUGAUUGUGUGACAAUUAAUGCAUUGGCCUUC